AUGGAGCCCCAACGAUUCUUGUGGGUCUGCUUCUGGUGCCACGACACGUUCGUCGAGCUACCCGAUUGUCUCAAGCACCAGUCCAGCCACGCAACCAAAGACACCGAGGGUCACCAAUCGGCGAGCCCAACCGAUAUUCAGCAACGAAGGCAACACCACUUGGGGCCGAAGGAGCGCCGGCAUCGGUGCUCGGUGUGCCCCCGCACCUUCAACCUCGGCAAAAACCUCACCCAGCACUCGCACACCCACACGGACGUACAUCUGUACCAUUGCACCGUGUGCUGGCAAACCUUCUCCCAGAGCGCGAGCUGCUCGAGGCACAAGCGCACCCACGAGGGCCAGCGCUUCCAUCGCUGCUCCACGUGCCAAAGGGCUUUCGGCCGUGCGGACAACCUCGCCAGGCACGAGCUCACCCACGCCCCGGCCGAGCGUGCCCCCCACUGCUGCACCGCGUGCCCCCGAACUUUCACCCGAGCCGAUCACCUCGCGGCUCACGCGCGCGUCCACACCGGGGAAAAGCCGUACCGAUGCUCCGUGUGCCAACGAGCUUUCGCCCGAUCCGACACACUUGCCAAGCACACGCGCUCCGUGCACACGGACAGGGACGAGCAAACGCGACUCGAGAUGAAACACCGCAAGGAGGAGGACGAUCUGUACCGCAAGUUUGCGCACCACCGCGAGGAGGAGGACCGCAGGAUACGCGAGGAGUUCCGAGACGAGUGGGAAAAGGAGCUGGAGCAGUUGUCGGUGAAAUGGGAGCGCGAUCGCGGCAGCAAGACGCGCGCCCAGCAGUUCCAGCAGGAGAAGGAGGACCUCGAGAAGAACAUGACCCUGCGCAGGGACAAGAAGAAGGAGAGCCUCACCCGGAAAAUGCUCGAGCACGAGCGGUAA
This is a messenger RNA of Copidosoma floridanum, 891 nucleotides long. It is a transcript of the gene Hil, whose product is annotated as peptidase hillarin. The record is from RefSeq and is a predicted model, not a curated record. Lineage: Eukaryota; Metazoa; Arthropoda; Insecta; Hymenoptera; Encyrtidae.